AGACGACGUGCUUUACAUAACGUUAUCUGGGCGUGUGUACUUAUACGACGUCGAGUAUUUUUGAAGCCCUGCCUAAUGCUGUGACUUUUUCAGAGUAUUUGAGAGUGUUAGAAGAUAGAAAGUCAUACAAGUUUGGACUAACAAGAGGAUGCUCAGCACUGGCGACACUGUAAGUAAAUGGAAGGCUAUGGCGCAUCCAUCUUUACCCUCCUCUUUGGACUCCACGUUGCCUGGAAUAUGUCGGGAUGUGCUGUCGGUGUCCAUGGAAUCAAAAUACCAAUGUCAGCAGUGUAAAGAGAUCCUGCGGAAACCGUACCAAGCACAGUGUGGACAUCGCUUCUGCGUUUUCUGUUUCAAACAACUCACCAGUACAGGGCCGACACCCUGUGAAGCCUGCCGUGCCGAGGGUAUUUUUGAGGAGUCAACUUCCAUGCUUGAUAUAACAGUGGCAUUUCCUGACAACGCAGCACGAAGAGAAAUUGAUAGCUUGCCCGCAAAAUGCCCGAAUGAAGGGUGUAGUUGGAAUGGACUGCUGAAAGACUAUGAGGGUCAGCAUGAAGGUCGCUGUGAGUUUGAGCGUGUUAAAUGUGAAGCAUGUCAAGCACUCAUCUUGCUCAGCGAGAAAGACCGUCAUAAUGAACGUGAAUGUGAGGCCAGAACGCUCAACUGCAAAUAUUGCAAAGUCACAUUCAACUUCAAAGAAAUUAAGGCACAUGAUGAAAUUUGUCAGAAGUUUCCUAUGCAGUGUAAAGAUUGUGGCAAAAAGAAAAUUCCCAGAGAAAAGUUUCAAGAGCACAUCAAGUCCUGUGCAAAGUCCAAGUCAGCAUGUCAGUUCAGUGAGAUUGGAUGCAGAGCAGUGUUGGACAAUGGCAAGCAGCAGGAACAUGAGCAGAUGAGCGUCAUAGAGCACCUGCGUCUCAUGUUGGGGGUUUUGUCCACUGUGCGGCUGCGUCCUGAAACAGGCGGAGAAUGGCAGGAAGACUCUGGGCUGGGAUUAUAUCGAGGACCCGAAGACGCACCCCUGGUGGGAGCUCACGCCGCAGCGCAUAAUGUGGGACGAGGAGGCAGCCCGAGCGUGCAGCACAAAGUCACAGCAUUGGAGAACAUAGUAUGCGUUCUGAAUCGAGAGGUGGAGCGCGCGGCCCUCACACUGGAGGCGCUGUCACGGCAACAUCGAAUAGAUCAGGACAAGAUCGAAAACUUGUCGACUAAGGUUAGACAGCUGGAGCGUACUUUAACUAUGCGAGAUCUGCAGUUAGCAGAAUCCGAGCAGUCUCUGCGGGAGAUGCAGUUCUGCACUUACGAUGGAGUUUUCAUAUGGAAAAUAGCAGACUUCUCUCGCCGCAGACAAGACGCUGUGGGGGGCCGAGCACCUGCUAUGUUCUCACCAGCAUUCUACUCCAGUAAAUAUGGCUAUAAGAUGUGUCUGAGACUCUAUCUGAAUGGUGAUGGCACUGGCAGAGGCACUCAUCUCUCUCUCUUCUUCGUGGUCAUGAGAGGCAAAUAUGACGCCCUGCUGAAGUGGCCCUUCAGCCAGAAGGUGACAUUAAUGCUUUUGGACCAGAACAACAGAGAGCACAUCAUCGAUGCUUUCAGACCUGACGUGAGUUCCACAUCCUUCCAGAGGCCCAUUAGUGAGAUGAACAUAGCCAGCGGCUGCCCUCUCUUUUGCCCCCUCGCCAAGCUAGCAGGCAAAAGCUCUUACCUGAGAGAUGAUACCAUAUUCAUCAAAGCCAUAGUUGAUCUCACCGGCUUGUAAAGAAUUGUAAUAAACUAAGAAUAAUAUUGUCAUCGAUGACAAUAUCUAAUAAUGGCAUAGCUGCGGAAGCUUUUGCAUAUAAGAGUGGAAAACUACAUUUUUAUUAUAAUAAUUAUAUUAUAAAAAUAGCGAUUGUUAUAUUGUGGAUAUGUUCCACAACCAUAACUAUAGAAUUUUAAUAGUAUUGUAUAGAACUAAAUUAAAACUGCAUUUAUAGAUGUAUUUACUAAUAUAUAAUAUAAGCUGCUAAACUAUAACUAAAACACUUGCCAGUGUUUAUAAAGUACUUAAAUAUUUAUAUGAUUAGUAUUGUUAUUCUAAGUUUAGUUUUUCAUCUUAGGUAUAUAUGCGUCCUGGCUUAUCUUUCCAACAUAUUUAGAAACUAGCUAUAUAACUGAACAUCAGUUUUUGCUAAUUGUUUAGCAAGUGCUAUAUUUAGCUCAUAGAAAUGAAUUAUUUGGUUGCCUUUAUAGACCAUUAUGUAACAUAUAAACAAUGCAUUAAUAUUUGAUAAAUUUACACCAGUAGCAAUAUUAGUGUACCCAGCUGAUCACGUCUACACAUCCUGACUUACAGCGAUUUCAUUCUCUGCAUGACCCUUUUUAGUUGUUAACAUCAUCUGAGCUUGGGCUUGACUACUUUUUAUUUGGGCUUGAGCAUUAAACAGCUACAAAUAGUGAGAUGUAGAUGUUUAAUCUGGUUCAAACCCUUCUAAAAGGCACCAACCUAAGGUUAGCAUGGGGUGUACGCUGUUUUUUGAGAAAAUCUGCCAUCAUAAUUAAAAACUUUCUGCUGUAAGUUUACAGUAAAAUACUGGCAUUUUUACAGAACUACAGCUGUAAACAACAUUUACAGUACUGGACUAUAAUUUGUGGUCGCUAUGAUUUAUACUAUAAAUACAAAAGUAAAACCAUGGUAAAUUGCGUUAACAUGCAAACCGCUUCUUCUCCACGCUAAUACGUACUGGUUAGUUGACUCGAUUACUACGAGUCGCCCUCUAAUACAGGAGGCAUUAUUAAAACAUCACGAUUGUUAAAUUAAUAUAAACCUACCUUUUUUUAAAUUGUUGAUGCUGCAACCAGACAGACUAUAGUUUUGGAAAUGUUGUCAUUGCAAAAAAACUCACACACAGUAGAUGUCACUGAGAAACUAGCUGAGUUAAAAGUCUGGGAUAAAGAUUAAAAAAGACCCUUCCAGAUCAUCAGGUGCUUGUGACAUCUGUGUCACCACGGGUUCUUACAAUUUUGGUGACAAUUUGAAAAAAUGAAAAAGUUAUGUUUCCUUUUUUGUUUCAUUUAUUAUCGCUUGUAUACAUGGUAGCGCUUUAUUGGUAAAUGCAUUAGCUAACAUGAACCAACAAUGAACAGUAUGGUUUACUGCAUUUAUUGAUCUUUGAUGUUAGUUAAUACAUUGAUUGUUCAUGCAUACAUUUAUUUCAUUAUUCUGUGUUUUAGAAGUAUUUCUCAUUGUUAGUUCAUGUUCACUAAUGUUGACAAACGGAACCUUAUUGUUAAGCAUCAUCAUGUAUAAAUUUAGCUGUCAGUUCAUGGCUUUAGAUUAUAUACAUUAUUAUGUAUGCACGUCCAUGUGAAAAGCACAUAUAUCUUGAUUCAAGUAGUCUAUAUAUAAGUAAUGCUUUUUGAUUAAAUCAUAUAUAUAUAUAUAUAUAUAUAUUCAUUUAUGUUUUAGGCACAUGCUUUUAAUCAAUUAGAUACAUAUAAUACAUAUUACAACAUGAUAUAGCACCAAUACAUUUUAUACGUUUGUGUGCUACCUGGGAUUGUAUCCCAUAACCUUUUGCCCCACCAACGCAAUGCUGUACCAGUGGUGCUUUACAUGAACACAUUAUGGAAUAGUUAUUAAAAAAAAAGUGAAUGUAGAGAUGUUGAUUCAAAUGGUAUGUUAACCUUGGUGGUAAAGCCACGAGGCACUAGCUUUCAUAUAAACAAAUAAAUGUGCUACCUUAUCAUUAAUAUGGGGUUAUUAUGUAUUCUUUGCAUUUGAAUGUGUUGACUGUAGUCCUUGAUAUAAAUAAUGUGCGCAAACUGAUUUUAGGAGGAUCUUCGCUCAUGGGUAAGAACUUUGCCAGACGAUAAUAAACUUUCUUGGAAAAGACAGAAA
This is a messenger RNA of Triplophysa rosa, 3880 nucleotides long. It is a transcript of the gene traf2b, whose product is annotated as Tnf receptor-associated factor 2b. The record is from RefSeq and is a predicted model, not a curated record. Gene Ontology annotation, biological process: tumor necrosis factor-mediated signaling pathway; regulation of apoptotic process; activation of NF-kappaB-inducing kinase activity. Gene Ontology annotation, cellular component: cytoplasmic side of plasma membrane; plasma membrane signaling receptor complex. Gene Ontology annotation, molecular function: ubiquitin protein ligase binding; tumor necrosis factor receptor binding; ubiquitin-protein transferase activity. NCBI's taxonomy places the organism in Eukaryota, Metazoa, Chordata, Actinopteri, Cypriniformes, Nemacheilidae. The coding region runs from base 149 to 1759 and encodes 536 amino acids. The transcript is spliced from 12 exons.